Messenger RNA from Raphanus sativus (radish), 596 nucleotides. RefSeq names its product NADH dehydrogenase [ubiquinone] iron-sulfur protein 5-B. The record is from RefSeq and is a predicted model, not a curated record. Lineage: Eukaryota; Viridiplantae; Streptophyta; Magnoliopsida; Brassicales; Brassicaceae. Gene Ontology annotation, biological process: mitochondrial respiratory chain complex I assembly. The transcript is spliced from 3 exons. Bases 75 to 329 code for a protein of 84 amino acids.
UAGGGAGGGAGAUUGAAUUGAAUUGAAUUGAAUUGAAUUGAAUUGAAUCGAAUCAGAGCAUCGCAUCGCAUGAAAUGGCGUCGGGAUGGGGGAUAACGGGGAACAAAGGGAGAUGCUAUGAUUUCUGGAUGGAUUUCAGUGAAUGUAUGUCUCACUGCAGAGAGCCCAAGGAUUGCUCUCUUCUUCGUGAGGAUUACCUUGAGUGCCUCCACCAUUCCAAAGAGUUUCAAAGAAGAAACAGGAUCUACAAGGAGGAGCAACGUAAACUAAGGGCAGCCUCUAGGAAUGGUGAACAAGUUGUGGAUGCUACUACUCAUUCACAUCACUAGUCAUCAAUCCUCCUCCUCCAACUUUGCUUCUUCAUCCCCAUUCCAGACAGACGAAGAUGAAUAAAUGCUAGAUUUUGCAUCUUGUUUGGAGCAGAAUCUCAAAAACACUGGCCGCUUUUUCACUUUACAAAUGUAGCGAAUCAUGUUCUGCUUUUUUUCCAUGUUCAUUGUCUCUCGACUUUGGAGUUACAAACAUACCUUGAGAGACGUGUAUCUCCAUACUCUUUUCACCUUAAAAAUUAUGGAUAUCUGCUCUACUUGUAUUAA